AUGAAGAAGGAACUUUGGUUUCCAAGCAGUGACAUGCUAUAUGAAGUACUACCGAGAUUGUCUACUAAGGAUUUGCUGAAAUUGAAAUGUGUGUCAAAGGGAUGGCGAUGUCUUAUAUCUGACCGCAGUUUCAUCCAAGUUCAGUUGAAAAACAAGGAACCGCUCACAGGUUUCUUCUACCAGGGUAGGUAUAAGUGGUGCGACGAGGAUUAUGACUAUAUCAGCUUCAUACCUAUAGCAAGAGUUACUGCUGAAGUCCAUAAUGAUGUUCUCAAUUUCCUCCCAGAAAGAAUUGCCAUCCUGGAUUCAAGACACGGACUUAUCUGUUGUCGAAGUAGCUUCCCUCGUCGUGUUCCCAUAAUUUACAUUUGUAACCCUGUGAAUAAGGAGUGGAAAACGCUUCAAUGGCCAAACCCUUCCAGAGAAAGUAUCAUAACUUUGGUUUUUGAUCCACUGAAGAACCCGGUCGAUGAGUUCACAAAUUUUAAGGAAAAUGGAGAAGCUCAAGAGAGAUUUGUCUUUGUGAUCACAACAUGCAGAAAAAGGGAUCCAUCUGUGCAGUAG
Molecule: messenger RNA, 564 nt
Organism: Lycium ferocissimum
Lineage: Eukaryota; Viridiplantae; Streptophyta; Magnoliopsida; Solanales; Solanaceae
Product: putative F-box protein At1g47300
Exons: 2
Coding region: 1-564 (187 amino acids)
Molecular function (GO): protein binding
Source: RefSeq, a predicted model, not a curated record